CCAAAGCGCUAGAAGGACAUUUUCGAAACCUAUCAGUUUUCACACAACUUGCGUUUUCAAGGUCACACAAAGCUUUGAAGUUUCAACUGGAACUCAGUGAUCAUGUUGCGAAAAAAGUUGGUUCUUCUUACUUUGUUGAUUGUGGGGAUGGAUUUGCUGUUUUGUACAGAUAAUGCAACUGCGUGGAGACGUCGACGGCGUCGAUCCCCGCCUCCACCGCCACCGCCACCGCCACCGCCACCGCCACCUCCGCCGCAGCCUUGCAACUCAUUUCUUCCGUCGUUAACGAUUGGGGGCCAAGCAAAGAGAUGGUCCAACGCAUGGCAGCAGUCAUUCCGCGCGUAUUGCCCUAACAGCUAUUCAAUGUUCUGGUGGAUUAGUGUUUUCCGAAAAUGUCAGAAGGAUCGCAUUCAUCAUUUCCGCUGUAACCUUGCUCCUGCUAUUUACCGCGCAAGCGAAGACUGCGUCUGGUCUGGUUUUUUUCCGAACGGAAAGACAGGUUCCUCCGAUUUUUUCUUCACGUGUGAGUCGCAUGGAUUUAUCACUGGAAUUGUGAGCUAUUUCAAUACGGUCACUAAAGAUCGCAGAGUAAAAUUCCGUUGCUGUCACGUGGAGGGCUACAAACGUCGAUUCUGCAAGACCACGGGGUACAAAAACGUGUACAGAGGACUUUUGAACUAUAGAGCUCAUUCGGGUUACACCGUAGUUGGUGUGGUCAGUGAUCACAGCUCGAGUUACAGUGAUCGUCGCUUGAAGUUUCGUAUCUGUAAAAUUAAAUCAAGCAUGGCGUGGAAAAAGAAAUGAAAGACUUCAGACGGAUAAGAAACAGCAUCAGAAGGGAUCAAGCGCAGGGCAUUUUAAAAUAGAUAUGAUUUAUAAGGUUUUUUUUUUUAUAAGCCAAUGAAAUAAAAAUAGUUCUCUUGUCGGCCGAAACAGAGGGAGAUAAAAUCAUCACACGAACUUCUUCAGGUACAGAGGGUAUAGACGUGAGCUCCUAGAAAUCAGACUUAUUAUAUCAGAGGUUCCUUUAUAAGGUUUGGCUCUUUAAGUUACUCUUGAGCGCCGCUAAGGAAAAGGAAAGAAUGUCGUCGGUGUUCGAUUAGGAAUAUCACUGUGCCGGCUUUAGGAGUAUUUUCAUUAGAUGGUCUUCAUCGAUUUGAUCUGAUAACUAAUGGUAAAUGUAAGGUGAGCUAAGCUUUGAGUUUCGUAAUAAACACUUGCUAAUAUCUUCGAAGUUUCUGAUUCUACGUUUUUGGUGCAUCUCUUACCUGGGUUUGGCAGAAAGAAAGGGAGGUUUAUACCGAAUGAAAGUCUACACGCUAUUAUAUACUCUUGAGCGCGGCUAAGGAAAAGGAAAGAAUGUCGUAGGUUUGCGAUUAGGAAUAUCACUGUGCCGGCUUUAGAAGUAUUUUCAUUAGAUUGUCUUCAUCGAUUUGAUUUAAUAACUGAGGGUAAAUGUAAGGUGAGCUAAGCUUCGAGUUUCGUAAUAAAAACUUGCUAAUACCUUCGAA
Molecule: messenger RNA, 1511 nt
Organism: Pocillopora verrucosa
Lineage: Eukaryota; Metazoa; Cnidaria; Anthozoa; Scleractinia; Pocilloporidae
Source: RefSeq, a predicted model, not a curated record